Trachemys scripta elegans is the source of this 646-nucleotide messenger RNA. RefSeq names its product short-chain dehydrogenase/reductase family 16C member 6-like. The record is from RefSeq and is a predicted model, not a curated record. The transcript has 4 exons. The coding region runs from base 80 to 646 and encodes 188 amino acids. NCBI's taxonomy places the organism in Eukaryota, Metazoa, Chordata, Testudines, Emydidae. Gene Ontology annotation, molecular function: oxidoreductase activity, acting on the CH-OH group of donors, NAD or NADP as acceptor. Gene Ontology annotation, cellular component: lipid droplet.
CUCCGCCCGGCACUGGACGGAGCCCGCGCGCCUCAGGGAGCUGUCCGCGCGAAAAAUUAUUCUUCAUAUCUGAAAAAUCAUGUGCAAGUUAAACAGCAUCUUGGAGACUCUCGAAUUCCUGAUUUUAUUAGGAUAUUACUACUUUGAGGCUUUCAUUCUGUUUAUUUGUCCUCCAUGUAAAAAGAAUGUUGCUGGUGAAAUAGUGCUUAUUACAGGAGCUGCAAAUGGGAUUGGAAGGCAGAUUGCCUUAAAUUUUGCUCGUCUUGGGGCUACCCUGGUUUUCUGGGACAUUGAUGAAGAAGGUAACAAAGAGACGAUUAAACUAGCCAAAGAAAAUGGAGCCAAAGGAGUUUAUGCCUACAGGUGUGACUGCAGCAAUAGGGAAGAAGUCUACAGAGUGGCAGAUCAGGUUAGAAAAGAAGUUGGGGAUGUUAAUAUCCUAGUCAAUGAUGCAGGCAUAGCAAAUGUGAAAACAUUUCUUGACCUUCCAGAUGCUGAUAUGGAGAAAACUAUAAGGGUGAACGUCAUGGCCCAGUUCUGGACUUGCAAAGCCUUCCUUCCAGCUAUGAUUGCCUGUAACCGUGGACACUUGGUUAGUAUCUCAAGUGGAACUGGACUUAUUGGUGCCAAUAAACUGACAGGUUAG